This is a messenger RNA of Galeopterus variegatus (Sunda flying lemur), 6444 nucleotides long. It is a transcript of the gene ZNF275, whose product is annotated as zinc finger protein 275. Gene Ontology annotation, biological process: regulation of transcription by RNA polymerase II. The coding region runs from base 6 to 1454 and encodes 482 amino acids. The record is from RefSeq and is a predicted model, not a curated record. The transcript has 6 exons. Gene Ontology annotation, cellular component: nucleus. NCBI's taxonomy places the organism in Eukaryota, Metazoa, Chordata, Mammalia, Dermoptera, Cynocephalidae. Gene Ontology annotation, molecular function: RNA polymerase II transcription regulatory region sequence-specific DNA binding; DNA-binding transcription factor activity, RNA polymerase II-specific.
ACACGAUGAGUCAUCCCUGUGUGUCUCUUUUGGCUCCACCUGCUCCCCAAGGGCUUGCCCUUCCCCAGGAUGGAGCCCCGGGAAACCAGGUCCUGGCAGUCCCUCUUGAGAUGCCGGAGGCCCAGGAUUUGGUGACAUUUGAUGAUGUGGCAUGGUACCUCACCAAAAGGGAGUGGUUGAGGCUGGACCCUGAGCAGAGGGCGCUGGCGUAUUACGGGAAUGUGACCUCCAUGGGAGUUCCUGUUUUGAAUCCUGCCUUGGUCUCUCACCUGGCGCAGGGACAAGUGCUGUCGGUAUCAGACCCAUCCCUCAACACAGAUCGAGCUCAGCACUCCGAAAGCACCUCGCUGACCCAGCACCAGGUGAUGGGGGAAGACGGCCAGCCACAGGAGAUGGCCUCCACGAGCUCCCCGAGGGCCAGCGACCCCAGCGCUGAGGUCAAACAGAACGGGGACACGGCGGGGAGGGGAGGGGGCCCACAGAGUCUGCCCAUGAAACAUCACUUUGCGUGCAAAGAGUGUGGGGACACCUUUCGGCUCAAAGUGCUGCUUGUUCAGCACCAGAGAGUCCACAGUAAGGAAAAGGGCUGGGAGUGCGGCGACUGCGGGAAGGUCUUCAGGGGGGUGGCAGAGUUUAACGAGCACCGGAAGAGCCAUGUGGCUGCAGAGCCCCGACCUGGCCCCAGCCGGGCCCUGGAGGAUGCCGUGGAGAGGAGGGAGCAAAUGGAGAGGGAGGCAAAGCCUUUCGAGUGUGAGGAGUGCGGGAAAAGGUUCAAGAAGAACGCGGGCCUCAGCCAGCACCUGCGGGUCCACAGCAGAGAGAAGCCCUUCGCUUGCGAGGAGUGUGGGCGCUCCUUCAAAGUCGACAGCCACCUCCUGCGCCACCAGAAGCUCCACGUCUCGGAGAAGCCCUUCGCCUGCCGGCCCUGCAGCCGGGAGUUCCUGGACCGCCAGGACCUUCUCAAGCACCAGCGCGUGCACAGUGGCCACCCGCCCUUCGACUGCGACGACUGCGGCAAGUCCUUCCGAGGCGUCAGCGGCCUGGCCGAGCACCAGCGCAUCCACAGCGGGGCCAAGCCCUACGGCUGCCCGCACUGCGGCAAGCUGUUCCGGCGCAGCUCAGAGCUCACCAAGCACCGGCGCAUCCACACGGGCGAGAAGCCGUACGCGUGCAGCCAGUGCGGCAAGGCGUUCCGCCAGAGCUCCAGCCUGCUGGAGCACGCGCGCAUCCACGCCUUCCGCGGGCCCUCCGACCUCAUCAAGCACCGGCGCAUCCACAGCGGCCUGCGGCCCUACGAGUGCGACCAGUGCGGCAAGGCCUUCCGCAGGAGCUCCGGCCUCAGCCGCCACCGGCGCGUGCACGGCGGCACCGGGCGCUGCGAGUGCGGCGAGUGUGGCCGCGUGUUCAAGAGGCGCGCAGCGCUGCAGAAGCACCAGCCCAGCCACCGCGACUAGCCCGGCCCGGCAGCCAAAGGAGAUGAACGGUUCUGUAGCGCUUCUGUAUCUUCUCGGCCCAGAGGUUGACGCCGACUUCCACUGCCACCAGCAAUGUAUAAGUGUCUGUGUUUCCCGUUACGCCCCUCGAGAGCAGCCGUUGCCAUGUUAACCUAGUUGUGGCUCAUUGAACUGAACUGGCAGAAAGGACUGUCAAGGCAUUUAAACCCACAUGCCUUGAAUCCGAGAAGGAGAGGAGAGAGAUCCGGCUGGGGGUGCACAGAGGGCUCGGAGGUUGUUUACUCCAGCCACACCUACCCCAAGACACACACACACAGAGCCACUCAGCAGUGACAUCAACAUAAUGUGAUCCCAGCUUUCCCAAAGGGAAGAUUACCCCAAAGUUUUUUGGCCUACUUGAAUUUAUAAAUUUUUAGGGAUGUAAAUAGAACACUCAAAUGUCUUAUAAUAUUUAAUUUAUUAAUUUAGUUAUGCAUACAUAUUGUAAAUCACAUAUUAUAUAGAAUAAUAUAUUAAUUUAGAAAGUACCCUCUUUUUGCCACGCUCUGUUUCCUGAAAUCAUUUUAUUCUAACUCCUCACGUGCAUUUUUGACCUCAGCAUCUUCACCGACAUGGGAGUCCCCUUUGAGUCCUCAGACAGUUUCAUGUCCAUCCAUUCGCUUCCAUCCAGGCUGUGUGCAGUAGCACUGUGACAAUCCCUGCAUGAGGCUCUCACUAGAAGUUUCCUCCCAGGCCAUAUGAACAGAUUCACAUAACAUUAGAAUAAUUCUUUUUUUAAGUUUGUCCUGUAACUUUGCAACAUAACCACUUAAGGUGUUGCUUUCUCAAAUGACCUUUAAAAGGCUUUUUAAAAAGCAUCUAAAACUUGUCAUUGUGAAGUCAUACUCCCAGUAAUAAUUACCGAAUCUGGGUUAAAUGUCUUCUGUUCCUUUUUUCUUAAACCAAUUUGCUUUGGUGACCCCUAUACAUAUCCAAAACUAGUGUCGACUGGGGUUGUUUCAGGCUAAUGGGUCUUGUCCUCAAACAGCACUAUUUGGUUCAAAAUAAAGUAGUUGAGAGAGCAUCUCCUUCAUAAGACAGACGUCUCAAGGAACUCAAGUGUAGGUGACACCUCCUCUUUGGGAACAAGAGCCUCUCUUCAUACGAGCCCUCCAUCUCCAGCUCUGUAACCCGGGGGUGAUCACAGUACCUACCUCCCAGCUUAUCAUGAGGACUGCUGUCGUGUCUGCACAGCGCUGGGCAUGCCAGCCUGGCAUGGAGGUACACACUCAGUGAAGGUGACCUGCUGUCGGCAUACUUAUUGCUGUCAUUCUACAGCUCUUAGUACCAGAACUGGGCAUGGACCCCAGGCCUCCUGACUACGAGUCUCAUCUUUCUCUCACGCAAUGACUUCAAUACUGUUUCCGUUUUCUUGCAUGCAAAUUGUACGUUCAUCUCCUUUGACUAGUUAUCAAGUUACCUUUGGAUAUAUUGACUUUAUACAGCAGUUCUUUCUAUAUUGAUUGUGAUACUCUCCCAAUUUUAUUGCUUUGCUCUUUGUAGCAGUUUUAUUACAUUUUUGUUGUGCAGGCUUUUAAUUUUUAAGAUAUCCAAGCAUUCAUUUUUGUCCUUUAAGUCAUAAUUUUCAUUGCUUCAGUAGUUAGAUAUGAUGACAUUGUCUUCUAGAAUUUUAGUUACAAAUGAAAAGUUGAAACCCCUGCCCACCGGAAGGUGAGUGCACCAGGUGGGCAGAUUGGAUGGGACUGGGCCAGAGAAACAGGCUCACUCCUCAUGCAGGAUGCAGACUGCAUGUGCAUCUGCAGGCAGCACUUGGCUAUCCAGCCUGGCCACUCUGGCACACGAGACAUACUUUCCUCGCGACUGGCCAGAAUGCUCUGUGACUUCAUCAGAAUAGCAUCAGCCGCCAGCAGUAGGACUUAGCCUUACCUACAUCAUGGGGUGGUCCAAGUUUGGUCUGGCAGCUACCCGGCCAAUCCUUUGAGCUCCUGGGAGCCUUGGCAGUGCCCAGCAUGGAUUCCGGGACUGAACAGCAGAUCCACCCGAGAGACAUCUCCUUGGACUCAAGAAGACUCACUUGACUGACAUUAUCAUGUGGACCACAUCCUCCUCCCAGCCAGUGACUCUGGAACUAGAGUUUGGUGGCUUCCACUUUGGGCAAGUAGAGGGCAAUUCACCUGUGUGUUCUGGAGUCACUUCCUGCAGCCACGCCUAAGGGGCAACAGAACAGAGAGGCUCGGAGAGGAGCCGUGCCCCUCCAAUGGCUUGCACGUCAUGCUGAUGGAAGCUGGCUACACCAGGCCUGGACUAUAACUUGCAGCAGCCAUGCCCGGGAGGGGCAAUAAAGCAAAGGAUUGGAGGGCAGUGGUGCCCUUCUGAUGGCCUGAGUGGCAUAGAAAUGGAAGCUGAUCAUCCUAGGUGGGACUGUCAUUUCCAGCAGCCUCCCCUAGGAGGAAGAGCAGCGAGAGCUGGUGAGGAGCGUGGCUCCUCCAGUGGCCUGCAAGGACCACACAUAGAAGCCAGCCACACCAGGCUGUGGCGUGACUUCCCAGCAGCUGGGCGCAGCGGGCACUGGAGUGCCUGGAGAGGAAGUUCGCCCUUCUGUGGGCCCACUGAGGCAAAGGUGAAGCUUCCCAGCAGGCCCAGCUUGAAAGGGUUUCUGGGGCCCCCAUCCUGGGAAGCAAGGUCCGACGACCCCUUGACCUUGGUCAGAAGGGCCUCUCAAAUGGCCCCCAGGCCACCAUAGUGGCCCUAUGUGCCAUCUCCAGCCUGAUCCCCAGGUUGGAGAGAAGCCAACAGCACUUGUUACAUAGCAAUUCCUUUUGCUCCAUGGGCCUCAGUUCUUGCAGUAGUUGUGAAUCUGUGUCUGGAAUCACUACCUUCUUCUCUGAUCAGUUUUCUCUUUUCAAGCUGUUAGGACGUGUUUUAUACAGCUGUCAUUUGGUAAGGAAGGUUGGCAUCUACCAGGGGCAGGUCUGGCACCAUCACCUAGAAGUACUCUGCAGUUCCUUGCCCAUUCACUCAUCACUUGUCGUGUUUUAAAAAGUGUCCUGCUAAAGUCUAGACACAGCAUUAGCUGGGAACGUGACAUAGUUCACACUCUGCCCAGCCGGGAUGUGGCACCAGCACCCCUUCCUGCCCUCUUUUACUUCUUUCUAUUUUCGGUUCUGUAAUUUUCUCUCGAACAAAUCCUCAUUUAAAAGUAACACUAAAGAUCUGUCUUUGCCAUCAGUGUUGACAGAACGGCUUUUCGUGGUGUUUGUGGUGAAAUCCGUGCUCUCUCCAAGUGCGGUCUGUGGCUUUACCGUGUGUCCUAUAGUUUCGCCGAGUUCAUUCUUGUGUCUGCUGACUUGGGGGUGGACUUCGCGGACUCUCUAGGUGUACCGCUGCAUCAUGCACAGUGUGGCCAGGCUCCCCACUGUGUGCACCUGCCUGUGCCACCGCGCGUCUGCCUCGUCUCAUCCUGCUCGCCAGUCUCGCGCCUUCUGCUUCCAGGGCGGUGGGGAGCAGCGCGGUUCUGUGCAGUGCGGGCUCUCCUUACAAACAGGUCUUUUUCUUUUUGACCGUAUUAAGAAACCCUCCAUUGCUUUUAUUAGAGUUUUGAACACUUGCUGACAUUUUGAAAACAAAGUAAUUGUUUACCAUUUUUGCUGCUGAUUACAAUUAACCAUUGGUUCGUGGUGUCAUACCGUUCUUGCAUUUCCAGAAUAAUCUCCACCCAACGGUAGUGGGCAUCUUUCUCACGUGGUACUGCAUUCCGUGUGCGUGGUUUUGUGCUAGAAGUGGCAUGGCACUUGCCCUGCCCUCAGCCCUGGGCCAUGGCCCCGUUGUGUACCAUGUAACUCACCACCCCCUUCUAGGCCACAUUAAUGAAACCAGAAUGGAACAUCUGACCCAAGGGCGGCAACCAGCCAUCAGAGCUAGCUGGAGACGAUGGACUGGGCCUUUCAGGUCUGUGACACAAUAAUGAGGGAACAGAAGUUUCUAGUUUGUGUUGGAAGACAGAGGGAGCCAUGCAGUAUUUAAAGGAGUUUCUUCCAUGGGUGGUACUGGGUUGAAGAUCCGUGGGCUCCUGCUCGGCCCCCAGAGCUGCUUCCAUCCCAGCAUCCUGAGGGGGGCCUGGCCACGUGACAUUCUUGAAUUCCUGGCGACUGCCCUCAUCAGUCCGUACAUGUCCCCACCAUAGACCCCGUUGACUCGAGCCCACUUGAGUGGUCCUGUGCUUUCUGCAACUUGUCAAGAGCCGGUUGCAGUUUAUCACAUGGCUGCUUCCUGAGAAGAAUCACAUUGCUGGCUUUCCUCCCCUUCCACCCAGCCGCACUCCUGGCCCAGGCCCACCUGACUGUCGUGAGCACCUGUGUGACUGUGGUACUGUAGUCUGUUCACUAAGAUGGGUGGAAAUCUAUGCCUUAUAGUCUCGGUGAGUUUAGCCAAUGAUUUUCUGUCUGGAACAAAGAAACCAAUGAUCUUGUUCCUUUACUGAACCCACGUUUGGUCCACGAAAUGAGUGAGAUCACAGCCCACCCUGUUCUCUAUUUUGGAAGCAUUUCACUAUUCCUGUAAAUCCAUUGGUUUGGGGAAUUGGUAACCUCUCUAUUACUAGUAUACUUACUUACAUUUUGUAGUUCUCAUUGCGUCAGCUUCAGUGUUUACUUUCAAUAAUAGAAACGGUCUCUUUAAACUUGGCCGUCAACGUUGUUUGCAUAUCUGAGCACAGAAGCUCUGUCCCAGCCCAGUUUGUAUUUCCAUUGUUGGCACUCUUUUCUCCUUCCCCCCAUCUCGUUACCCUGUCUGUUGUAUGGCGCUCACUGUAAUCAGCUUGCACUAGAGCUGUUCGUGGACUUGGCUUCUCCCCUGCCCACUCCCCAGCCGUCCCCAAUCCAUUAGAUUGUGAGCUCUUAGAAGACAGGGAUGGCCCUUCAUGUCUGACCCCUACCAAAUCUAGCACAGUGCCUUGCAUCGAGUAGAUUUCAAUAAAUAUAUGUUAAAUGGC